Molecule: messenger RNA, 2559 nt
Organism: Cataglyphis hispanica
Lineage: Eukaryota; Metazoa; Arthropoda; Insecta; Hymenoptera; Formicidae
Exons: 5
Coding region: 1328-1828 (166 amino acids)
Source: RefSeq, a predicted model, not a curated record
UCGCCGACCUGGCCACCCGGCGAGGGGCGCACUCCACCCACACCGUGUGUCGCGCGCGACACGUUACUCCGCGACGCGAGCCAACAAGUCAUCAGGCACCUCCACGAGGUUCGACACCGGCCGGUGUUUCGCGCUCGGAUUCUUUCCGGAUCGUCGUCUCAACGUGUACGUUAUACGCGUCGCGUGCUCUCGCAUUACGCUGGAUUCUGCGUGCGUGAGAUUUUCGUCCUGAUAAUCGAUUCGUCAUAGAUCAAUCGGGAAGUUUUUGUUCGUUUUACAAGAUCGACGAAUUCGAUGAUCGAAUAAGAAAGAUCGAGGAGAUCGACGAAAAGAGUUAUCAGGAGAUUUUGAGCGUGAUAUCGGCAUAUCCGCGAUUAUCGGAGAGAUCUAAGUUGAUUUUAUAGUUAACUUCUGCUGCGCGCAAUCGAGAUGAUGCAGAUGGAACGAGGAGAAUUUUUGGAUCGACAUCACACAGCGAGGGGAAGGAAAGUUAAUGGGUGAUGGGUCCUCCGCGGAUUUCGAGUCUUGCGAAAAAAGAAUCAAAAAUUUAACAGUCAGAAUUUGACAGAUUGAAGAGCAAGCGGAUCUGAAUCGGUGAGACGAGACGAGAGUCGAGAGAGAAAACAAUCGGGCAGUGGCCGGGAUGUCAAUGAACUCGCGUGCUCGUGAGGGAAGAACAUUAAAAAGAUCAAGUGUAUAAAGAUCGAAGGAAUAAAUGGUCAGGAAUUUCUUAGACUGUUUUUCACAAGAUCGAAAUGACAAGCAGGCUAUCGUGGAAUAAUAAUAGCCGGUUUCAAUGAUCAAUGUUUGCAAAUAAUUUGCUGUAAAGGAAAGCAAAAAUAUGAUCGACGAGCAGGUCUUUAUGCGAUGUAAAACGUAUUAGUCGAUAAAAAUAAGAUUGAAAAGAUGUAUUACGUGAGAAGUAAUUACGAGAUUUUUACGCCAUAUUGAUAAAUGAAGCAUAAAGGACCGAUAUCGUCCUCUUACCUGAAGGAGAAUUAUAAUACUUAUGCGAUUGAAGAAGUUGAGAAGAUUUUAAGACUUCACACACAUAAUAAUCGAGGAAUACACAAAGUAACAGUUCAAAUUGAUUUGGAUGCAUCGGAACGAAAGCGUUUCGUAUCGUUAUUCGUUGUAGUAAUUACAUCUACUUGGACGGUAAUUUUGCCAAUAAGAGCGUCACCACCGCAACGUAAAUUAAUUUGUAGCAACGUACACAUACUGUUUCAAUGCGCAGCACUAGCCGUUGACGAUUUCUACAUAUGUAAAGUUAUGAACGACGUCGUCAUGUAGCAUGAUUUUUCGCGGAACGACCUGUUGAUGAAAUAUGGGGUGGUUCUUUCUUGCCAGUAUUUUGCUACUCUCCUUAUGCGCGGCUGGAGCGCCAAUGCCACAGGGCGGUGCUGGAGGUACAGGGACCCACGGUCAGGCCGGUUCAUCGCCGAGCACCCCGAGCCCCGGCGCCGUUGGUUCUAUCGGUGGUGCUACCGGAAGCGGCGGCGGCGGCGCUACCGGCUUUUCCACCGGGGCUGCCGGAGCUGCUUCCUUCGGUCUCGGUGUUACCGGUGGGUCUAUUGGAUCAACCGGUGGUGGAGCCGGCGGUGGUGCCGCCGCGUCCGGAACCGGAUGGUCCAAGGGACCCGCUCGUCGGGGUCGCGGGUGGCGAGAUUGGCGCCGCGGCGAUCCUAUGCUCAUCAAGGGCCUGUGGAAGUCAAAGGGUCCUCUAGACAUUGGGGAUCAUCUCACGCGAAUACGAAUUUUAUCGCACUUCACUUGGCACCAGCGUGACAGGCCACGAGGGAGCUUUAUCAGGGGCCUCAACAAGUGAUAUUUACAAGUCGACAAAUAUCAGGGGACGGCUUGUUACAACCCUUUAAAAAAAUUCACCGGGAGAGCGUUUGUGUAUUCCAUAGCUGGUGAUAGAACAGACAGGCUGUUUAAUAUUCGCGCAGAAGAAUGGCUGGCAGAAUUAUACGCAGAGUGGGAUAUAAAUAUCGAUCAGAGGUGCGAUAAAAAUUGAAAGGACGUGGCAACUGUGGGGAUUUUUUUUUUUUUUUUAACUUUGGAAACAUCGAGUGCACUUCGACAUUUUCCACCCUUAUUUGCUUUUGUCGGAGGGAUGAAUAAUAAAGUAUCUUAGUAUCUUGCUUCCACGAAUAUGCCCAUGCAUUUAAUGCACAUGAUUCAAUUAUUGUAAUUGGAAGUAGACGUGUGCAAAAGUUGUGUUAAUAAAUCUUGCGUUUUGUCAUUCUCCCUAACGUGUCGCUUAUCGUUUUGUCAAAUGCGGUAACGAUUCAUUUAUUACAAAAGAGAUAAACUCAAUUCUGCCUUAGUUAGAUUUUCAAUUUUAAUAUGCGGCGGCAAAGUCAUUUCCAUUUUCCGUGAACAUAUGAUAAAUUCUGAAAGCCCGUCCAUCUCGGGAUAGUCGCGGUUACGCUUUGGAAUAAUAGAACCAUCAUGUAUAUACAAAAUAUCCGGGAGUAUUAUUUAUUAUCCUUGAAUUAUAACUUGUUCUCUUAGUCUCGCUGUAUAUUCACGAUAUGCAACCGAGAAUCUUGA